AGUCGGACCCCCAGGAGCCUCAGUACAGGAAAACCCUUCCCCUCUCCUGAUCCCUAGCUCCUCCCCUUUGACCUCCUGCUUCAAAGCUUCAUUGAACAAUACUGGUCUGCUGGAAUAUCUGAGCAUGUUGAGUUUUCUCAUGCUGUUCUCAACAACUGCAAUGUCCGUGUUGAUUGAUCCACACUCGUGCCUGAGUAGUUAGUUAAGCUCCAGUGCCGGAGGUGGGUCAAGUAUUUCAGACACGCGGAGUUAUAGCAGUAGUUAUGGUAAUACCAACAGUCACUGAUUGUGGACUUCACAAUGAAUAGUACGAAGAAUUAAAAGUUGGAUAACUUGUUCCAUGCUUUGUUGGACUAACAGAGCAACAUCGAAUAAUGGUAGAAAAUCUAGAAACAGUUAAAGAGUUAUAGAUCGAAGCAUAAGCUUUCCACGGGGUCUACUUCUGAUUUCAAUAGUAGUAGCAUUAUGGACCAUCCUGAAUUUUCCACUUAUGCAUCCAAAAUGUUCAAAGUGAACGUGCUUUUUACGCAAUUGCUGACAAAAAAAACUUUGUUAUGAACACUCAUAGCACGAUGAAUACAUCAGGUGUGGUUCAGGCGCAAAUUCUUCCCAACAACAUUAACGCGGUGCCUAAGGUGUACCCAUCAUGGUUUGUUAUGAGCACUUCACACUCCAAGACAAAACAGCCUCGCAUUGAAUAGACACUUGAUAAAGCGUAGAAAAAUGACAGAAGUUUUGUUGUGUGGUCCAGUAUGCCUUUUGACUCAACCCAACAUUAGGUAGAACUCAAACUCAGCCCUUAGCAAUCACAGCGAGGCCAGCAUGGCAUCUCACCUUCUUGACCCUCAGCAAAUAUUAUUAGCCAACAAUACAAACAUCGUUAAAGUAAAUGUCAAUGGAAAUCGGCGGCGCCCCUUUCUUUAACAAAUACUACAACUCGCUCAAGAAAUUAAGUACGAAGACGUAUUGCAGCAGCCCACACACCACAUCUUCUCCAAUGUUGGCUACAUCAACACUUCGAACAGCAGAGCCUUGAAGAGCACCAUCAUCGAUAUUGAUUUGGCGCAGCAACAGCACCAGUCCAGCCCGCAUGAGCCUCAGUCAAGGACGAACCUUCCCCUCCACCUGACCCUAGCAGCCUCAGUCCACGACGACCCUUCCACUCGACCUGACCCUAGCGCCUCCACCUUGACCUACGGCCUCAAAAGAUCACAUUAUUAUCCAAGAAGAAGAACAUUGUUGAAGUAAAUGUUGAAAACAGUCCAAACCCCCUUCUCGCACAAAUACUACAAGUCGCUCGAGACAUUCAGCACGCCACCUAUGAACAUCUCGCACAAAAACUACAAGUCGCUCAAGAAAUUCAGCACGCCACCUAUGAACAUCUCGCACAAAUACUACAAGUCGCUCAAGAAAUUCAGCAUGCCACCUAUGAACAUCUCCCACAAAUACUACAAGUCGUUCAAGAAAUUCAGCACGCCACCUAUGAACAUCUCCCACAAAUACUAUAAGUCGCUCAAGAAAUUCAGCAUGCCACCUAUGAACAUCUCCCACAAAUACUAUAAGUCGCUCAAGAAAUUCAGCACGCCACCUAUGAACAUCUCGCACAAAUACUACAAGUCGCUCAAGAAAUUCAGCACGCCACCUAUGAAAAUCUCCCACAAAUACUACAAGUCGCUCAAGAAAUUCAGCACGCCACCUAUGAACAUCUCCCAAUACUACAAGUCGCUCAAGAAAUUCAGCAUGCCACCUAUGACCAUCUCGCACAAAUACUACAUGUCGGUCAAGAAAUUCUGCACGCCACCUAUGAACAUCUCGCACAAAAUACUACAAGUCGCUCAAGAAAUUCAGCACGCCACCUAUGAAAAUCUCCCACAAAUACCACAAGUCGUUCAAGAAAUUCAGCACGCCACGUAUGAACAUCUCCCACAAAUACUACAAGUCGUUCAAGAAUUUCAGCACGCCACCUAUGAACAUCUCACAAAUACUACAAGUCACUCAAGAAAUUCAGCACGCCACCUAUGAACAUCUCCCACAAAUAAUACAAGUUGUUCAAGAAAUUCAGCACGCCACGUAUGAUCAUCCCCUUGAAAUACUACAAGUCUUCAACAAAUUCAGCACGUCACCUAUGAACAUCUCACAAAUACUACAAGUCGCUCAAGAAAAUCAGCACUCCAGGUAUUAACAUCUUGCACAAAUACUACAAGUCGCUCAAGCAAUUCAGCGUGUCACCUAUGAACAUCUUGCAUGGUGGCUUGGUGAGUCUGACUUCUGUCUUGACAAGUCACUCAAGAUAAAAUAAUCGAAUCUAACAGACAGAGCAGGUGCUGAGUGACUCGUCUGUUAACUUGACUGACCUCGAUACGUUGCUCUCAAAUAAUGAGAACCUGACGCACGAGGAACAGUGCUGUCCAACAUUCCCAGUUUUUGGUUGGCGACUUCACUGUCGUGACUCACACAAUCACUGCCUAUAGCCCUGCUGCAGCAGAAGCAGCAACAAAAACAGGUUUUCAGUAUACAGAUAUGCAACUGGAGUGAUGAUAUGCCCUGAAGAUAUUUAUUAAUUAUACCCCCUGUUAAUU
Dreissena polymorpha is the source of this 2579-nucleotide messenger RNA. RefSeq lists its product as uncharacterized. NCBI's taxonomy places the organism in Eukaryota, Metazoa, Mollusca, Bivalvia, Myida, Dreissenidae. The record is from RefSeq and is a predicted model, not a curated record. Bases 1249 to 2022 code for a protein of 257 amino acids. The transcript is spliced from 6 exons.